CUUUUCUUUUUCAACAAUGGAGACCGCGGUAACACUUGUUGGACGUAUAUCUCAUAUUUUUAGAAAGAAGAGAACAAGAGCGUCAUUUGGCAAAAUGAGCAGAAGAAUCUUGUUCAAUGGUUCAAGACUGUUUCGAGCGGAAUUUUUCGCAAUGUGGUUGCUUUAGCUAAGAUUUACGUUUUACAGAAGAAGGCUUCGUCUGUGAAGGCCAUUCUGACGGAAUUUAGAGACGCAGAAGGUCACGCGGCCAUCCACUACGCUGCCAAUUUGGGAAGCAACGAAAUUUGCGAGUGGAUAUUGGAUGAAGCUCCCGAGUGCGUACCUCCCUCUUUUUUUAAUGUCACCGUAGUUGGAGAUGGUCGAUGAGGUUGGCGACACUCCGUUGAGCUACGCCUGUCUAGGUAACCACAUGGAAACAGUGACCUUCCUGGUCUCCAAAGGCGCCAACGUCAACGCCUACUGCAAGGGUCGCUCUCCCAUCCAAAUCGCCUGCGGCAACAGCAGCCAAGCGAUCAUCGAGUUCCUCCUCUCCAACGGAGCGGACCUCUCUCUCGGCACAGACUCCGAGAUCGGCACCCCUCUCCACUGGUCCGUGGGUGAGCAUCGUCUGGACAUCACGCGUCUCCUGCUCGCGCAGAACGUCGACAUCAAUGCAGUCAAUCGCUACGGAGUCACUCCUCUCAUCAUGGCCAGCGCCGGAACCGACGCCUCCAUGAUCCAAUUGCUGCUCGAUCAUCACGCCGACCCCACCGUAUCUCCUCUCACGCGUCCUAACCGCGCAGAUCGCGCUGGACGACAACAUCACGCCGCUGCACAUCGCCGUGGAGGGAAACCACGUGGAGUCGGUCAAGCCGUUCCUCGCGCUGCCGCAAGCCGAGCAGUUAGCGAACCUGAGCACCACGCGGACGCAUCUAAAACCCGUCCACUUCGCUGUGGAGGUCAAGAGCCUCGAGAUUGUGCGACUUCUGGUCCCGCUCACGGCGGAAUACAAGGGAGAAUCCGCCGAGGAAGUGAUGAAGAAGGUGCAGAUGCAGUUCGACGCGGAGAAGGCGAAGACGGAGAUGGCGGCAAAGCCGAAGCCGAAGCCGCAGUUGUCUGCGUUCGAGCGACGUGUUUGCGAUAAAAAGCUCCGCGACGCGAAGGCCGCCAUGGCGGCGCAUGAUUACCAGCGAGCGGCCGAUCUGCUCAGCGAGGCCAUAGCGAUCAAUCCUCUCAGUGAGAAGUAGAAACGUGGAAACGGAGUGAGGGCUAGCCUGUUCGUGCAUCGAUGUAACGCCCUUCUGGAGUUGGAGCGAUGGAAGGAAGCCGAGCAGGACGCGAAGAAGGCCGUGGAGCUCAGUCCGCAGUGGGCCAAGGCGCAUCUCUGUCUGGGAAAUGCGUAUUUCAAGCAGGGAUUGUAUGUGGACGCGGCGACGACGUACUAUCGGGGAUGCGAAUUGGCGCCCGCGAACAAGGAGCUGUCGAUGAAGUUCCAGGAGGCGCUGGAGGUGGGGAAGAGAGAGAGACAGAGGGAGAUGAUGGAGGCGAAGGAGAGAACGGAACAAUAAGGGGUUUUCAUUUGUUUGUUGGAAAGGGAAGCCAAUUCCGGAUGAGCUCGUCCUCUGCGUUCUUGAUCGAUCCUGAAGGGUCGGUGGUUACCACGUUAGGUCCUCAACACAUUGUAAAUCCGACGCUAUGCUCUGGGGUCAUGAAGAAUAUCUAUUCUAGAGUGGAAGAUCUUGUUCCAGACGAAAAACCGAUUGUUGUGAUUGAGACGAAUCGAUUCUCCCUCACCGAAAAGAAACGAGGAGAGAAUCUUGUGUGUGUUGUAGAAGUUCGUACUGACUAAAUUAUUGUACUAUGUUU
This is a messenger RNA of Blastocystis hominis, 1845 nucleotides long. RefSeq lists its product as hypothetical. The transcript has 4 exons. The record is from RefSeq and is a predicted model, not a curated record. NCBI's taxonomy places the organism in Eukaryota, Bigyra, Opalinata, Blastocystidae. Bases 1295 to 1828 code for a protein of 177 amino acids.